Messenger RNA from Parnassius apollo (apollo), 1386 nucleotides. Lineage: Eukaryota; Metazoa; Arthropoda; Insecta; Lepidoptera; Papilionidae. The record is from the annotation of a GenBank genome assembly.
AUGGGGCGUCGAUCAAUAAACACCACUAAAAGUGGUAAAUAUAUGAAUCCAACUGACCAAGCAAGAAAAGAAGCCAGAAAAAAAGAGUUAAAGAAAAAUAAAAGGCAAAGGCAAAUGGUAAGAGCAGCAGUGUUGAAAAUGAAAGAUCCUACACAAAUUCUAGAGGAGUUACAGAAAAUCGAUGAAAUGGAAUAUAAUGUACUACAACCUUCACCACUGAAUGAAAAAGUUUUGAAAGAAAAGAGGAAGAAGUUGAGAGAAACAUUUGACCGUGUUCUUAAGAUGUAUGACAAAGAUGAUCCAGAAAAAUGGGUGGAGCUGAAACGCCAGGAAAUGGAGUAUGAGAAGAGGAGAGCACAUUUGAUUUCAUAUUAUGAAUCUGUGAAACAUGCUCAGUCAGUUCAAGUGGACGACAUUCCAUUGCCAACUUUGCAGGUUCCUGACAACUUAAUAUAUGGAAAUGUACCAUCCCAAAUUCCUUUGCCCAUUGAUACAGUGCAUCCAGUAAUACCAAAGCCAAUUCUGAAAAAGGACUCAGUUUACAGAGAAAAACCAGUUGGCGUAGAACCUCCAGGGGUACCGCCUGGUCCGCCGCCUGAUUACGAAUUUUUAAUAUUUGAAGCAAUGAAAACGGACGCACAAAAAGAGAAGAAAAGCCUUCGCUUCUCUGACUUACCGGAUGAAGGUCCACCUGGGGAAUGUGUUCAUACACCUCAAAUAGCAGUCGAAAACCAACCAGUGCACGAAGAUUUUGAUGGAGAGGCAAUAGAUGAAUCUGAACGGCCGUCUUCUCCACAAUCUGCUGCUCCUGCACCGAAACCCACUUCUUUGCAACAGAGAAUGUUGGCGUUGUCUGGUCAGAAUAUUGACGACUUUAUGAAAGAAAUGGAAGAAGUACACAAGAAGAGAGAAAGAGAUAGAGCUGCUGAUUUGAAUGCUCGGUUAAGCGCACUAAAGCGCACAGGAGGCGGCCGUGACAGCGACUCCGAUAGUGACACGGAGACCCACCAUCUGAUGCAGCAAGGGGACUUCGCCCUCGAGCCUCCGGGGGCUGAAUUGCGACCGAUGCCACCGCCGCUAUUGCCUCCAGGGUUGCGACCGCCGGCGCUUCGAUUGCCGGGCGCGCCGCCGGGGUUGCCGCCGGGGCUUCCGCCAGGGCUGCCGCCGGGCGUGCCGCCGGUUCCCCCCGGCGCGCCCCCGGCCCCCCCGGCCGGCGCGCCCCCGGAAUGGCGGCGCGCGGCGCUCUGCGGCCGCCCGGGCCGCCGCCGGGUGCACCACCGCGCCUGCUGCGCCCGCUCGUGCCGCCCCCGCCGCCCCAUGUCUCCGUGCUCUCCGCUGCGCCGCAGCUCAUACAUAAGAAGGACGGCGCACACGGUGCGACAAUAA